This is a messenger RNA of Kockovaella imperatae, 1178 nucleotides long. RefSeq lists its product as hypothetical. The transcript is spliced from 4 exons. Lineage: Eukaryota; Fungi; Basidiomycota; Tremellomycetes; Tremellales; Cuniculitremaceae. The record is from RefSeq and is a predicted model, not a curated record. Bases 85 to 1083 code for a protein of 332 amino acids.
GAUCAUCGAAGCCCAAUUCAUCCAUUGUUAUUCAACCACUCUGACCAAAUCUGAACAACAGCUGGAGCAAGCCUAUCAAUCACCAUGUACCGUCUCGCUAUCUCUCGCUCAAUUCGAGCAGCCGAAUCUACCGCGCGGGUUGUCGCCAUCCGCUCUGCGUCCACUACCCAAGGUCACACUACGGCCAAGGCUCAGGACCCGGGACACAAAGACAAGGAUGUCCAAUCGGCCUCUGCCACGCAAGGUAUGAGCAACAAAGCUGCUUCUCAAGCCUCGACAAAUGGUCAAAGUCAGCCAUUUGACGCUGCGAGACAGGGAGGCGUUGGAGGCGAGAGCAAGGUCGCACCGGAGGGUAAAGGAAGUUUUGCUGACCAGGUUGGAGGUCAGAAGGGAGCUUCGAGCGGAGGUCACAAGGGAGGACAUGAGAAGACUGGGGCAGACACUCUCGUUGGGAAAGUUCUAGAUGCUUUUGGUGGACAGAAUCCAAAGAGACAAUUCCACACGUGGUCUUCCGCUCGUAACAAGGACAUCCCAGGAGCCGAUCCCAAAGGAGCACGAAAGCCAGUCGACGAUUCGGUCCAUGGCGAUCAGAACCCUCACUUGAAGCACUCUGAAGGUGGAUAUUCGGGAUCAGCCCAAUCCGGGAACGCAUCUGCGGAUCCCCAUCUCCCUUCCAGGACCAAGUCGAAACCUCAGCAUUCGAGCAACCCCUUUGGGUCCACUCCUGGGGCUUCUCAGAGCAGAUCCCUGCACAGUAGCCCUACCACAGGCGUCAAGGGUGCCGAGAAGUACUCUGGAGUCCAUGAACCUGAACCUUCCAAAGCGGGCUAUGAUUCCCCAUCUGAGCCCCUUCCCACCAAUCUGAAGUCCUCUUACCCGACCAACGACCCCAGCGCGACUCCCGCUCCGCCAAAUGUGACCCCGUCGUCUAAAGUAAAAAAAUCGUCCACUUCUGCAGAUCCGGCACACGAGACAUUGAGUCAGGCUGCCAAGGAAGGCACUCUAGGCGAUAGAAACCCGCAACCGCACCCAGACGCCGGGCGAAAAGGGAAUGAUAAGGCGUGGAAGGACCGAAAGCCUUAGGAACCGUCUGCUACGGACGAGUGUCAGCGCUGAAGCAGAUUCAUCGCCAAUUGAGCGAAAGGCGACAAGCCAUACGUGUAAUAUGCAUGCGAGAU